Molecule: messenger RNA, 1203 nt
Organism: Sphaerulina musiva SO2202
Lineage: Eukaryota; Fungi; Ascomycota; Dothideomycetes; Mycosphaerellales; Mycosphaerellaceae
Product: glycerol-3-phosphate dehydrogenase
Exons: 2
Coding region: 1-1203 (400 amino acids)
Biological process (GO): carbohydrate metabolic process; glycerol-3-phosphate catabolic process
Cellular component (GO): glycerol-3-phosphate dehydrogenase (FAD) complex; cytosol; nucleus
Molecular function (GO): NAD binding; glycerol-3-phosphate dehydrogenase [NAD(P)+] activity
Source: RefSeq, a predicted model, not a curated record
AUGGCGACCCUCGGCAGCGCCUCGAAGAAACACAAAGUCGCCAUUAUCGGCUCAGGCAAUUGGGGGACAACAAUCGCCAAAGUCGUGGCAGAAAACACCAACGCGAACCCCGAUCUAUUCGAACAGGAAGUCCAGAUGUGGGUGUUUGAAGAGCAAGUCACAGUCGACGACAAGCAGCAAAAGCUCACCGAAGUCAUCAACUCCAAGCACGAAAACGUCAAAUACCUGCCCAAUAUUCCCAUACCCUCCAACAUCGUCGCCAAUCCAGAUCUUGUAGCCGCUGCCAAAGAUGCGACCAUUCUCAUAUUCAACCUUCCUCACCAGUUCAUUGCCCGAACGUGUGCGACUCUCGAAGGACAUAUUGUCCCGUUUGCAAGAGGAAUCAGCUGUAUCAAAGGCGUCGAGGUGACUGAGAACCAGUGUCAUUUGUUCAGCGAGAGUAUUGGACAGAAGCUAGGCAUCUACUGUGGCGCGCUGAGUGGAGCAAAUAUUGCGACAGAGGUUGCGCAGGAGAAGUGGUCCGAGACCACUGUAGCUUACGACCCGCCGGACAUGGACAGCAAACAUCCCACGCCAGUAGGAUCGCGACGAGGCUCGGAAGCAGAUGUCAGUGGGCUGAGCAAGGACACAAAGCUGCAGGCCCUGCCGGCGGAGUACCCUCCUCUCAAUCACGCGAACAUGAAGAAGCUCUUCCAUCGCCCCUACUUUCACGUCCGCAUGGUCCAUGAUGUCGCAGGUGUCUCCCUCGGCGGAGCUCUUAAGAACAUCGUCGCUCUCGCAGCAGGUUGGGUCGAUGGGCUCGGCUGGGGUGACAACGCCAAAGCCGCCGUCAUGCGAGUGGGAAUCAUGGAAGAAGUCAAAUUCGGCAGAACCUUCUUCAGCAACAGCGUACGAACCGAGACUUUUACCGAAGAAUCCUGCGGAGUUGCAGAUUUGAUCACUUCCUGCUCAGGCGGCAGAAACUUCCGCUGUGCAAAGAUGUCCGUGAAAGAAGGUAAAUCCAUCGGCGAGAUUGAGGAGAGAGAAUUGAACGGACAGAAACUACAAGGCACGAGUACAGCGUAUGAAGUGAAUGCUUUCUUGAAGAAGGAGGGUCAAGAGCAAGAGUUCCCCUUGUUCACUGCAGUAUACAACGUUCUGGCCGGCAACAAGAAACCCGAAGACAUACCCGAUUUGAUCGAGGACAAGAUCAGUGAUGCGUAG